Molecule: messenger RNA, 1152 nt
Organism: Naegleria fowleri
Lineage: Eukaryota; Heterolobosea; Eutetramitea; Acrasida; Naegleriidae
Exons: 1
Coding region: 1-1152 (383 amino acids)
Source: RefSeq, a predicted model, not a curated record
AUGAAAAGAACCACCACUCGACUCGUCCAACAAUGGUGCCAUUCUCGCAAUAGCACUGCUUGCUUUCAUCCAAACAAUCGUGCUGCAGCCAUGAUGUUUAGUUCGAAUGCUAUGAAUCAGGUCAUUGGUGAUUUGUAUGACAAAGGCAACAAGAAUGUGAAUACUUCUUCUACUACGAGUGGUUCCUCCUCUCAACAAAAGGACCAACAAUUUAACCCUUCCAAGAUAGAUUUGUCAUCGCCUGAUAAAUCUGCAACUGCAAUUCGAAAAGAUAAGGAAACUGAGAGUUCCUUCUUUGACACAUCCAAUCCAAUUCCAAAUGUGAAUACCACGGAAAAGAUGGCAAACAAGAAUCCAAUGGGAUCCUACUCGCCUGGUUCGUAUGUGGCUGGAUCCAGCACUGCAGAUAUUCCAAGUCCCAAUGUGGGUAAAUCCAUUGAUAAAGAUCCAAGUGGAUUUUAUGGAUUCGACAAUGAAAUUAAGGGACAAGAUUUAUACACCACGAAAGAAGCUACUGACAAAGCUCUUGGAAUUGAUAAGGACAAUCAGCAGGGAUGGAAAGGUUCAUCCAAUAAGGAUCAAUGGAGUGAAACGAAAGAUCAAGCCAAAAGUCAGUGGAAGGACACGAAGGAACAAGUUAAAGAUCAGUGGAGUGACACAAAAGAAAAAGUCAAAGAUCAAUGGAAUGACACGAAGGAACAAGUCAAGAAGAAUGUCUCGACUUCCUCCGAUAAUUGGACUUCGGGCUAUGACGAUACUACCUUUGCAGCAGGAUCUACUCCCUCCACUGGGGAAAGUCUUUUCAAUAAGGCCAAGGAUGUGAAGGAUCAAGUGAAAGAUGCUGCCUACGAUGUAAAGGAAACCAUUAAAGAUAAGGCAAGCAAUCUCUUUUCACAAGAUAUCAAGAAUGAAGCCUCUGAAGCCAAAGAAAAUCUCAAAGAUAAGGCAGGCAAUUUGUUCGAGUCAGGAAAGGACAAGUACUAUGAAGCGAAAGGAUAUUCUGAGGCCUAUUUGGAUGAAGCACAGGAGAAGGUCAAGGACAAGGCAGAAUCUGUCAAAGACACUGUCAAGAAUAUCAAGGACAAGGUUGUCAACAAGGUCUCUGAAUGGAAGGAUAAUAUUGUGGGUGGUAAUCAACCUUCUCAACAAUGA